AUGGUCUCUUCAGACUCGGAGUUUGCCAUAUCAGAUGACAUAGAGCUGCACAGAAUUGUCAAAUCCCGCUCCAACAGUUCGCAGGAGUCCACGGAGCAGGAGAGCCGGCUCUCACAGCUCAGCAACGGUAGUCCUCUGAGCUCCCCAAACUCCAAGCUUAAAGCCUUCCUAAAGGGUCUGUGGCACGGCCCGGCACAUCCGGUGGAUGAUCCGCCCCAGAUCAGGAGCCCAUAUGCCCAGCAGUUCGAGAACUUCCCGCAUCGAAUAUCCAGCUCCUUUCCUACGAAAAUCAAGCUCCCCUUCAUCCUUCUAUACUACGCUUUCUGGCUUGUGAUACUCCAGCAGGCCCUCUCGUCCUAUCUUACCGAGCAGCCAACUUAUCAAGAUGAGUCUUCCGGCAAAUCAAUGGAUAUCAUUAGUAUCUCUUGUCGUGGAGAAUCGUCGAUAUGGAAGGGCAAGAAUCAGAGGUGCGGGCUUGCAGGAGCAAAGUGCGCUCCGUUCGACGACAGAGAGGUUGUUUUGCGGUGUCCGGCGCUGUGCGAUUCGGAAUCCAUCACAUACUCUUCAAUCCCGGUUGGAGACCAGAAUAUCAAGUACCGAAGUUUCACCGUCGGUGGAGGCAGGACCGAAACUCCCGAAAACGACACCCUCUCUUAUCCCUACCGGGCGGACUCGUUCCCCUGUGGAGCAGCCGUUCACGCUGGCCUGGUCUCGCCCUAUUUUGGCGGCUGUGCCAAAAUCAGGUUCGUCGGACCGCAGCCGAAGUUUCCUGCCAAAGACGGGUCCAUAGGUUUUGACAGUUUUUUCCCGGCAUCCUACCAGUUUGUCAAGACCCCGAAGUGCCACAACUGCUUCGACCCACGAGUGCUUGUCGCUUUUAUCAAUAUCCUGCUGGGUCUGCCGGUAAUUUAUAUGUCAGCCAACGGAAGCCUGGCCUUUUGGACCGUUUGCCUCAGCGGAUUCUGGACGAUAAUUCUCACGUUUGACCCGCCGCUUGUGGUGAAAGCCCAGGACCCAGAGUCUUUGGCCACACUCAUUUCGCUCGGUUUCGAGAGACUGCUGCCAUUGUGCUUCAUCCUCUACGUCGUCUGGAAAGCUGCCUGCCAAACAACCCUUAGUCACCCAUCCUCGCCCAUCUGCAAGACACUGAUCUGGUACCCGCUGUUCUGGGUCGGAAUGCUCAACAAUGUCACAUUCGACAGGCUCCCAGUAGACCGUCUCACCAUAACCGACAUCCUUACACAGCCAGGGUCGAUCUUUGCGACACUGGGCAUCGUUGUGACCAUCGCCGUCGGCGUGGUUGUCCAGGCGUACCACCUGUGGAAGGCCGGCAAGUUCCGCAUGUACUUCAAGCUGUACCUUGGCUUUAUCGGAGCUCUGGUGGUGCUGGGAAACCUUUCUGGUCUGAACCUCAGAAUCCAUCACUACAUUCUGGCUCUGCUCCUUAUUCCAGGAACCAACACCAAGGGAAUGACUGCGAUUUUGUUCCAGGGCGUCUUGCUCGGCCUGCUGGUGAAUGGAGUCUCGCGGUGGGGGCUUGCGUCGAUCGAGGAGACCGACAGAUCAUUGAGACGGUCGGAUCCAUCAGGAGAAAUCAAGCCUCCGGAGUUUCUGGGGUACGAGCGCUCGAACUCCAGUGUUUCCUGGCAUAUUCGCGAAACAGACAAUCCGAUAAUGAUCAAUGGCGAGUUUAUCGCGCCCCACGACAAACUAAGCCGGUACUCGCUCAUCAUCAACGACAUGGAGUGGUACAACGGUCCGAAUAGCUCUGUGAGCUUGGAGGCCCUUGCUGCCGAAAACAGCCGGUUUGCGGAGCUGCUUGGGUACGCUUCCGCCCAUUCGCAGGAGCAGAAACUGUACUUGAGAGUUGGCAGGGCUGGCGGUACCAGGAGAAGUGACUACACGAACGCUGCGGUUUUGAGAUAUCCGUCUGGAGAGUUUGUGCCUCCCAAACCAGGUCUCACUAAAUAG
Molecule: messenger RNA, 1971 nt
Organism: Ogataea angusta
Lineage: Eukaryota; Fungi; Ascomycota; Pichiomycetes; Pichiales; Pichiaceae
Exons: 1
Coding region: 1-1971 (656 amino acids)
Source: RefSeq, a predicted model, not a curated record